AUGUCCAGGGUGAUUACACGGGUGGUGAACGAAGGUGAUAGAAACUACCCUUUUCCAAAUUUCCUGACCAUGUAUUUGAAUGAUCUAGAUGUGGAGAAGCGCAGAUUUGAUGUGAAAGUGAAGGCCAAGGCACCUUUCUCCUGGUACAACACCAAGGGUCCUGACAACCCCAAAGACCCUAAGGGCAAAGCCCCUACUUCUGCUGGCCAGUCUGAAGAGCCAGUAGUUGUAGUGACUCCUUCUCAGCCUCCUUCAGCUACACCAGACACGACCCGAGGACCCUCCACUUCUACUGUCCCAGAUAUCCCUUCAUCUUCAGCCUACCCGUUGAUUGCCCACCACUUGAACCAGACCCUUGCUAGUAUCAACAACUUGAUGCAGGCAGCGACUUCUAAGCUGUCUGUUCUGUCUACCUCUGUAGAAGCCCAGUCGGUACCACCUCAGCCACAGCUCCCGCAGUCAGUGGAGGACACUCUCAAGGAGCUUCUGGACAACCAGAAGUUAAUAUUGGAGGCUGUGGAUUCUCAUGGAAAAGCACUGAAGGAGCUCACCAAAGAAACAAAGAAAUUGAGGAAGACUCGGGCAUCCAAGGAGUCGGUGAAAGAGUUGAGGGCGGAUGUGGAGAAGAUGAAGGUGGAUCACUCGACUUUUGACCUUCUAUUGCAUGACCCAGGUCCAGCAGCCCAGCCUGAGCCAGAGCGGGAGACAAAGAGGCCAGCAAAGAGGAGGAGGGUGAUUCCUCGUGCUGAUGAUGCUGUUAUAGAGUUGGAGGACCCGCAGGGAGGUUCCUCUAGCCAACCUCAGAUUCCAGUACAGGCCCAGGACUUAAUACAUGCCCAGGUCCCAGUGGAGACACAGAACUCAGGGAGCCAGCCGCAGGUUCCCGAGCAGACCGAGGACCCAGGGACCCAGCCACAGGAUCCCAUGCAGGCGGAGGGCCAAUAG
This is a messenger RNA of Nicotiana attenuata, 945 nucleotides long. Its product is annotated as RNA polymerase II degradation factor 1-like. The record is from RefSeq and is a predicted model, not a curated record. The transcript has a single exon. Bases 1 to 945 code for a protein of 314 amino acids. NCBI's taxonomy places the organism in Eukaryota, Viridiplantae, Streptophyta, Magnoliopsida, Solanales, Solanaceae.